UUAUAAGUGUCGUUUGAAUAUAUUUCAUUAAUGAAAUCUUUUUUCACCUUGUUAAAAAAAAUAAUAAAUAAAUUGGAAAGUGCCAAAGUCUCCCGCCCUAGUGCGCCUUUAGCCAAGCCAAUAAAAGCAAUAUAGAUGUCCAAAACUCCGAACCUAAUUUUUAACAAACCCAAAACUUAAAAAAAACAAAAAAAAAGGGUUUUAAAUAUGUUGAACUUUUCCAUACUUUUGUAGGGUUUUUGCGUUUUCACUCUCCCACUGUCAUCAGUCUACACUCUCACUCAGUUUCUACAUCGUUCUUCCAAUCCCCCAACCUUUCAAUUAGACCUUUUACAUUUUCGUAUAUGAGAAGAUUUGAAAAAAUUGUAGCAUGUAUAGUUUGAAGGGAAAUUGGGUUGGGCAAACAUUUGCUUUAGCUACAUCAAAUGAUUCAGGGGGUAAAAGGUCUCGAAUUCGGCGUUCCAAAGAGGAAAGAAAGAUUAUGAUUGAGUCUUUCAUUAAAAGAUACCAGAGUUCUAAUAAUGGGAAUUUUCCAUCUCUGAAUUUAACUCAUAAAGAGGUUGGGGGUUCGUUUUAUACCGUUCGGGAGAUUGUUAGGGAGAUAAUUCAAGAGAAUAGGGUUCUGGAUCCUGGACAAUUUAAUUAUGAAGAGCAAAAAGAUGAUACCAUUGCGGUUGAUUAUCCGUUGGGAACAAUUUCUUCUGAACCUCAAGGUGUUUUGUUUCAGACAACAAGCGGACUGAAUGGUUUUUCGAGUCAAGAAAAAAAGGAAACUAUGGUGCUCAAUUUAGACAACAAUGGGCAAUCUACCAGUCAUUUUGAUUUGGAUGUUGUCCUGUACUCUACUGAACACCAGACUGAAAAAAUAGGGGAAGAGGCUGUUAAGGUGGCAUGUAUAUCAAGUGAUAAGAUUGUUAACCCUGUUAUUUCGGAUCAUCAAGAACAGGAAAAUUUGGAGGAGGUGUCUUUGAAUAGCAAUGGGCAGUGUUUCAAUGUGAGUGAAAUGGAUAGUGAUCAUUUUGUAAACCAUGUGCAGAUUAAUGACACGUCUGAGGAGUUUGAUAAGCUGUUAGCAGAAGGAUCACCAGAAUGUGAGAAUUUAAAAGCAGGUGAAGAAUCAGAAAGUACAGGUACACAAGAAACUAAUUCAACACUUUCAACUGAGGUUGUGCAGGUAGAGACUUUCCCAUUGAGGCCCACAACUGAGGAAACUAAUGACUUAAGAAGCAUAUCAUCUGAAUCAGGAAAAUUCGAUUGUAAUUUGAAUGAUUUGGUAGCUGAAAAGGUUAAAUUAAGCAAUAGCACUCUGGUCUUGGGUAAAGAUAUCUCCUCUGACAAUUCUUCUGAUCUGAUGACAAUUAAGAGAGAAGAACACUUUGAAGUUUCAGCAUCAGGUGGAAGCCAUGAUAUGAUAAUUCAGCAUGCAGAGGUCAACCAUAUGGUGGUUCAACAUAGGGAGGAUAAUCUCAAAAUUGACUCGAUAGAUAUGCCCGAUUCGGUCCCAAGCAAAGAUGAUACUGUAUUCCACCAUGAUCGCGUGAACCAAGUACCACCACAUGAUGACUCAACAUUGAAGACUGCUGAACCAAAUAACCUUCAGCCAAAAACUGCUUCAAAGGGAACAAGUUGCUUGGAAAAUAUAAAUGAUUCAAGUGGCAAAAAUUUCAAGGAGCCAACAGUUGUAACUGGAAAUGAUUCAAAGAGAGAUGGAAAACCUAUAGUUGGAAGUUCUCCUCUGUUAGAUAGAAUUGACCUUGAAUCAUGGAAAGCCUCAAAGAAAGAAGGCAAUCCUCUACUGACUAUCUUUAAAGCUUUUGUAGAUGCCUUUGUUCGAUUCUGGUCUGAAUGAUUUGUUGGUCCCCAAAUAUGUAGUUGCAAGUUUUGUAGUCACAGUGUAUUAUUCUGAUUAGAUUUGCAUUCGAGAAUAUAGCAAUGUUAAAUAUUAAGGUGGGGGUGGUGGUGAUUUUGUUGUAGUUUACCGUUGAGCAUAUACUUGAACAAUCUAAAGUGUUUGCUCCGAUUUCUUCUGGUUUUCAGCUACGUCUGUGUGUGUAGUGUCUUCAGCCUAUAUUCUAUCAUGUCUUCUUAUAUGUAAAUAUGGUGAUAUUUGAAAUGAAGCUAUGUUUUUAAGUUUGUCAUUGACACGAUCUCCAAAUAUUGUAUGAAGGCGGAUUGACAUUAA
Molecule: messenger RNA, 2182 nt
Organism: Chenopodium quinoa (quinoa)
Lineage: Eukaryota; Viridiplantae; Streptophyta; Magnoliopsida; Caryophyllales; Amaranthaceae
Exons: 5
Coding region: 371-1849 (492 amino acids)
Source: RefSeq, a predicted model, not a curated record